CCCCGGUCCGCCCCGUCUGAGGCGGGAGCCUGCUGAAAACCCCCGGCCGGGCCCAGGCGCAGCACUCGCCGCUGCAGCCCCCGUUGUGAGUGCGCCUGUCUCCGGCCAGCGCGUACGUUCCCCUAGCUACCAUCGCCUGUCGGAAUGGCCAACAGGGGACCUGCCUACGGCCUGAGCCGGGAGGUGCAGCAGAAGAUUGAGAAACAAUACGAUGUGGACCUGGAGCAGAUCCUGAUCCAGUGGAUCAGCACCCAGUGCCGCAAGGACGUGGGCCGGCCCCAGCCUGGGCGCGAGAACUUCCAGAACUGGCUCAAGGACGGCACGGUGCUGUGUGAGCUCAUUAACGGAUUGUACCCCGAGGGGCAGGCCCCAGUGAAGAAGAUCCAGGCCUCCACCAUGGCCUUCAAGCAGAUGGAGCAGAUCUCUCAGUUCCUGCAGGCGGCCGAGCGCUACGGCAUCAACACCACUGACAUCUUCCAGACCGUGGACCUCUGGGAAGGAAAGAACAUGGCCUGUGUACAGCGGACGCUGAUGAACCUGGGUGGGCUGGCAGUGGCCCGGGAUGACGGGCUUUUCUCUGGGGAUCCCAACUGGUUUCCCAAGAAAUCCAAGGAGAACCCCCGGAGCUUCUCGGACAACCAGCUUCAGGAGGGCAAGAAUGUGAUCGGGUUGCAGAUGGGCACCAACCGCGGGGCGUCGCAGGCAGGCAUGACGGGCUACGGGAUGCCCCGCCAGAUCCUCUGAUCCUGCCCCCCAGGCCUGCCCCUGCCCUCCCGUGAAUGGUUAAUAUAUAUAUAUAUUUUAGCAGUGACAUUCCCUGAGCCCCUGGAGCCUUCAAGCUCCCCUCUGCCAGGGUGGCGGCCUGGCCUGUCUCCUCUGGGGGUGCCCGGCAGCAGCCUCCCCCCCCACCCCCCUGCUUACUAAUACAUUCCUUUUUCCAAACCCACCACAACUGGACCAAGUGGCCUCCUCUUCUCCCCUGGGACCAAACUUUGGGGCCUCUCUCCUGCCAUUCCUCUUCUCUUUCCCCCUGAGCUCUGUGCCUCAAUCCAUUCCUUGGCUGGGGGCCAGGGAGGCUGCCUUCUGGCCUCUUCUUUCCACAAAUAGGCCUAGCCCACAGCUGUGGCUGCAGGGACUUAAUUUAUAGGGAAGGGCCUGUGGUGGCUGCCCCCCAAGCCACAGCUGGACUGCGCUUGCCACACAUCUGGGGCGGCCUGCCCCCGCAGCAGCCCUCAUGGCUUCUCAUUUUCCAUUCCCCUCGCUGUGGCUAAGGGGCGGGGGCGAGGGGACAGGGAGGGAGGGCUGCCACUCUGGGCUGGGGCUUGAAGAAUCUGAGUUUGCUGAUCUAAAUAAAGAAUCUCCGUC
Messenger RNA from Manis pentadactyla (Chinese pangolin), 1365 nucleotides. RefSeq names its product transgelin 2 (gene TAGLN2). Gene Ontology annotation, molecular function: protein binding. The record is from RefSeq and is a predicted model, not a curated record. NCBI's taxonomy places the organism in Eukaryota, Metazoa, Chordata, Mammalia, Pholidota, Manidae. Bases 145 to 744 code for a protein of 199 amino acids. The transcript has 5 exons.